Molecule: messenger RNA, 1732 nt
Organism: Ilex paraguariensis (yerba mate)
Lineage: Eukaryota; Viridiplantae; Streptophyta; Magnoliopsida; Aquifoliales; Aquifoliaceae
Source: the annotation of a GenBank genome assembly
GUUAGAUUAGCUUUAACUCCUAAAACCUGAAAUUUGCCCAAUUUCUCACCACAGAAUCAAAGUAAAAUUGCUGUCUUUUUGUUCCCAAACCCCACUCUUUUUCCCCAAAGAAAUAAGUAAAUUGUUUUUUGAAACUCUCUUCAAAUUUCAAAUGAACAGUAUCAGUGUGCUUUUUGCUUGAUGUUUCUUUACUUUUGUUGCUCUUUUUUUUUUUCAGCUGUGUUAGAAAUUUUUUAAAAAAGCUUCUCAAGCAUUAAACUUGAAGCUGUUUUUUGAUUUUCUUUUUCUGGGUUUUAGGUUUUGUGCUUUGAUGCCAGUUGCAAAAUAAAUUUCUCGAUUUAUUGAGUUAUUUUUUCCUGAGAAUCUGUUAAGUUUUUGGGUGUUUGGGGGUGAGGAAAAUCAUGUUUUUUUUCAUGAAAAGUUUGUAGAAAUUUUCUUGGGGGUGUUUUGAUAUGGAAAGUAGUGGUGGAGUAACAGUAGUGGGAUCAGAUGCUCCGUCGGACUACCAUGUAGCUCCGAGGACUGAAAACCCUAGUCAGGUCACUGGAUCAACACAAGCUGUGAUACCCCAACUGGGUGUCUCUCCACCGGCGGGUACGGCGGCCAUCCUGGUGGCAGGCCCGGUGAAGAAGAAGAGAGGUAGGCCGAGGAAGUAUGGACCAGAUGGGUCGGUUAAUAUGGCGAUUUCUCCGAAGCCAAUAUCGUCUUCGGCUCCACCUCCGGUGAUUGACUUCUCGGCGGAGAAGCGAGGCAAAGCCCGGCCGGUAGGGUCCGCUAGCAAGCAAGCUGCCAAGAUGGAGGUGGAGAGUUUAGGCGAAUGGGUUUCAUGCUCUGUUGGUGCUAACUUUACGCCGCAUAUCAUCACGGUUAAUGCUGGAGAGGACGUCACAAUGAAGGUGAUAUCAUUUUCUCAACAAGGACCGCGGACAAUAUGCAUUCUCUCUGCAAAUGGCGUAAUUUCAAGUGUGACACUCCGUCAACCUGAUUCUUCUGGGGGCACAUUGACAUAUGAGGGUCGUUUUGAGAUACUCUCCUUGACCGGAUCAUUUAUGCCAUCAGAAAGUGGAGGAAUAAGGAACAGAUCUGGUGGGAUGAGUGUUUCUUUAGCAAGCCCAGAUGGACGUGUUGUGGGGGGUGGAGUCGCUGGUCUAUUAGUAGCGGCCAGUCCUGUGCAGAUUGUUGUAGGCAGUUUUUUGACGGGGAACCAUCAUGAGCAGAAGACCAAGAAACAGAAAACAGAGGCUAUAACGACUGCCACACCUACUGCUGCCAUUCCGAUUUCUAGCGCAGGGAUUGAAGAGACAUAUGGUGGGCAUGCACAGCACACUACAGCUGCCACAAAAACAAACCUAUCAUCACCCUCUUCCUUCCGUGUAGAAAACUGGUCUUCGUUGCCCUCAGACUCGAGAAAGCCAACUGACAUUAAUGUAACUCUGCCUGGAUAGUUUUCAACGACCUUGACCACGGCCUAUUCUGCAAUGAAGAUUUGUAACUGCUCACAUUGGACUAGACUCCAAUUGAUGUAUCUCACUUCACUUCACUUUGUUUGUCUGUAAACCUAGUAUGCGGAUGUUGUUUUCCGGCCGGGUUCUGUUUUAGUUUAGUUAGUGCAGUAGAUGAGCUUCUUCAACUGUUGUUGUGUUAUUCACCCCUGAAUUUAACUUCCAUCUUGAAUGAGAAGCAUUAUGGUUUUAAUAUGCCACUAGCUUCACUAUGUUGGCUUUCUUUUUAU